CCGCUGCCCCUCCCGCUUCCCCGGCCGUAGGCGCGGGCAGCUGCGGAGCGGGGUUGGUAGGCAGGGCGGUGGCGGCCGGGGUGAGGCGAGGACCCGGUGGAAGAGCCGAGGACCCCCUGCCAUUGGGGCCGGCGCGGAGCGGAACCCGCGGGAGGAGCGCGGGGCGGAGCGGAGCGGAGCGGAGCGAAGCGCGGCCCCGUCGCUGCCUGGAUGCCAGAAGCGCCUCGGGAGCCGGCGGCCGGCGGCACCCAGGAGGGCCCGGGGAAGGAGGAAGAAGCGGCAGAGGAGGAGGAGGAGGAGGACUCUGGGCGCGGAGCGGAGGAAGCAGACAGCGCUGGCCAUGGCCUCCAACUUUAACGAUAUAGUCAAGCAGGGCUACGUGAAAAUUCGCAGCAGGAAGCUGGGGAUUUUCAGACGAUGUUGGUUGGUUUUCAAGAAGGCUUCCAGUAAAGGACCGAGGAGGCUAGAAAAGUUUCCAGAUGAGAAGGCAGCAUAUUUCAGGAACUUCCACAAGGUAACUGAGCUGCACAAUAUCAAAAACAUAACUAGAUUGCCUCGAGAGACAAAGAAGCAUGCAGUGGCGAUUAUCUUUCAUGAUGAGACGUCAAAGACAUUUGCGUGUGAGUCAGAACUAGAGGCAGAAGAAUGGUGCAAACAUCUUUGCAUGGAGUGUCUAGGAACCAGGCUUAAUGAUAUAAGUCUUGGAGAACCGGAUUUGCUUGCUGCUGGAGUCCAGAGAGAACAAAAUGAGCGAUUCAAUGUAUAUCUUAUGCCUACACCAAAUUUAGAUAUCUAUGGGGAAUGUACAAUGCAGAUCACACAUGAAAACAUCUAUCUCUGGGACAUCCACAAUGCCAAGGUCAAGCUGGUCAUGUGGCCUCUGAGCUCUUUGAGGAGAUAUGGGCGUGACUCAACAUGGUUCACAUUUGAAUCUGGAAGGAUGUGUGACACGGGAGAAGGGCUGUUCACCUUUCAGACACGAGAAGGAGAAAUGAUAUAUCAGAAAGUCCAUUCUGCAACACUGGCAAUAGCAGAGCAACAUGAAAGAUUAAUGAUGGAGAUGGAGCAGAAGGCAAGGCUCCAGACCAGUCUAUCUGAACCAAUGACAUUAUCCAAGUCGAUCUCACUUCCUCGUAGUGCAUAUUGGCAUCAUAUCACCCGGCAGAACAGCGUUGGAGAAAUCUACAGUUUACAAGGUCACAGCCUGGGCUCAACGAAGGUGUCCCGGGCACAGACGUUUCCCAGCUACCCCUCGGAGCAGGGCGACGAGCACCAGCAGUCCGUCUCGCUGGCCAGCAGCUACACCUUCAGCUACGGCUCAGGCCUUGUGCAAUGACAGCUGGGGGCGGCUGGCCGAGAGAGACAGUCAAGCCUGGAGCCUGCUGCCAGGGCCAGGGAGCAGCGUGCACCCUCCACACCCACAAUUGCCAUGAAAACUGAGGUCUACCAGCUCCAGCCUGGCCCCCAUGAAGAUGGGAACCUGGAGAGGCAGCUUCCCUGAAGCAGAGGCUAAGUCUUUAUUUAUUUAUUUUGCCAUUCCUUCUGUCAAUAUGUUUAGGACGGAGAUGGUAGGGAGAGGGGGGAGGGGGGGGGGAGGGCAAGCAUUCAUGUUGUAAGAAAGUGGUUGAAACAAAUGAAACUGUGUUGGUGUGAAGGUUUCUGCAUGACCAGAGAAGGUCCUGUCAUGGGGAUCCGUCACGAUGUGCAUUUGACAUCAGAGUCUUCCUACCCAUCUCCUUCAGCAGGUCAGCCCAUCCUCACUGGUGACAUGUUUAGGUCCUCAUUGUAGCCCACUGACUCCAGCUGGAUUCAGUGAAAUGUUGCCAGUUAAACAAGCAGCAUAAGCACUGCAGGCAUUGCCUUUAGAGCCAAGCAGGUUCACUGACUGCCAUAGAGGGCCAGGUGGUUUUUGAUUCAGGCUUCAAUAGAUAUUGGAGGCAAGCUGAUGCUGUUUGUUGCAAAUAUAAUUUUAUGUACUAAGAUAAAGUUAUUGCCUAUUACGUAUCUUAUUUUUAAAAUUUCUGGGGCAUAAAUUCAGCUUUUACUAAUGUGAGCACACUUCUCCUGAAUGCCCCUAGGAGCUGCAAGUGUUCAUGUGAGCAGCAAAGUCUCAACCUUAGGACUGCUAAGAAGUUUUCUCAUUUGCAAAUUAUUUAAGUAACGGUGCCUGCAAGCAUAACUUUAAAAAGCAAGAAAACUGUUCUUCAAGCAAAUAAACAUGGGGUGCCUCCCUCACUGGCAAUCUCCUGUUCCAUGACUGAGCCAGACAUGGUACAGAAGCUGAUCUCUGGUCUUGUCUCUCUGUUCAGCCUUCCUUUGGUUUUCUCUGUUUCCUUCUCAGAUUUCUGAUUUAGAUGCACAUUGUACCUUGUAUGAUUAUGUAUCAAGCAUCAGUUUACUUUGAAAAGGAUGAUGAGUACAUGUCAAUGGAAAUUUUCUGUCUUUGGAAGACGUCUUUCAAAAGUGAACUGUAGUAGGUGUGUUUGUAAUUGGUAAUGAGCGAAUAAGUUGGAAGGCAUACCUGUAGGUGGGGAACAAGUUUUAUCUAUCCUGAAUAUUUAGAUUUUUGUAGGUGAUAUCAAAUAUUUAUGUACUUCUCACGAUGCCCUGAAAUGUCUGAAAAUGUGGGGAGAAAAAUCAGCUCUCUUACUAUCGUAUGAGAGGGCCUUGCGUUCUGUUCCCAGUAUGAAGCUGAUUGCCAUGAUUACCAGAGGAAUUAUUUUCAUUAGUUGUUUCUCAAGACAGGUCAAGGAAGCAUAUCAAGGAUGAGACACACAGACUCUAUUCCAAUUAAACAAUCAGUUUGAUGUACUAUAAUUUAACUGAAAAAGUGCUGUUAGGUUGUUUUAUAUAUACACAACUAUAUAUAUAUAUGUAUUAAAAAGUACAAAAGAAACUUCUGCUUUUGAUUAAACAUUUACUGAUACAGUAUGUCCAGCUUUUCUCCAACCAUUUUACAGACUAAGACUCUUUGCAGGCUUACAGCUUUCUACACCUCAGUGAACAGCUGCUGAAUAAAAAGGCUUUGUGAUCCGCUUGAAUGAAACACUUCUACCCCACCACAAUCAACUUUAUUUAUUUUUCCUCUCUUUUCCUGUCUCAUUCACUACCUCUUCUCCUUCUCACAGUGCUGCCAUACUCAGGAAUAGAAUGGCUCCCUACAGAGAAUAUUUUGAUGAAAUAAAAUGAAAAACUGCUCUCCCACACUGUCAGGGAGCUACACCCAUGGUGCUUCCUGAGCUGUACCCAUCAAGGAAGCUUCAUUCAUACUCUAAUUUAAGAAAAUUUUCAUUGAUGUUUUGCUUUGGGAAAAAAUCAAGUUUACAAAUGUUAUGCGCAAAAUGUGAUACAAAAGGAUAUAAUUCUAGUAUAAUUCUGUUAAUCAAGGAACCUUUGCCAAAUAUAUGCCUUUGGAGGAACUGGCCAAUUAUUUUUGUUUCUACACAACUGUGACUCUUUCACUUGCCCUAAAAACGUUUAUUUUCUUUAAAAUUCCUUAGAUUACGUUCCCAGUAUCUUCUGCAGUUUUUAAUGCCAUAUCCAUGUAAUUACUUUCCUCUGUGACUUGAAUACCAGUCAUUUAAUACUUUUAUAUUUUCCGUAGCCCUAAAGAAGGAAAAAGACAAAAUAGGAUCAUUAUCAGAACUCCUUUGCAGACCCAGUAUCCAUAUACUUUCAGAAUAUAAAUCCUAAAGCUAGUGCUUUAGCUGUGUUUGAAUAAAAACCUCAGAUCUAUAUAGUGCACACUUUCCAUUGCCUGCAAAAAGGUUCCCAGCUCUCACAGGAGAUUUUGUCUUCCUCUAUAGUGCCUGAAUAUUGCCUCAUUAGUGAAAAUGUAGAUGCUAUUUCAAAAAAUGUUUAUUGUAUGGGUUGGCCACGUAAAGGAGUUUUACUAAGUAUUUUCCAUUCAUUACAUAAUGCAACUAUCCUCUCAAUUCAUAUAUUUAUAAAUAUCUAUGAAAUUUCAUCUAGUAGCAACAGACAGAAAAUUAACUCCAGGGCAAACCUCAAGAAUGCUAUCAACAAAAGCAAAACUGACCUCUUGGGAACCUAUUUCUCGCAGACAGUAAGCACAAGCACACUGGAAGUUGAAGAUAAGGAUACAACUUCACAACAUACUGCAACACAGUCAAAGAAAACUGGGCACCUGAAGCACAAAGGUAUUCUGUGUCUAGUGGCAAUUGCCAUUAGUGCCACUCCAGAACAGCAGAUGAUACCAUUGUAAUAUAUUUGUACAGUUUCCAAAAUUGUUCCUCAAGAAAGCUUCAUGAGAACCAGGCAGGCACUAGGCCAACAGUUUGCCUGUUUUCAUGGAAUUGCUUUGAUUCCUGGCAUAUGCCUGUCAAUAACUUAAGUGAUUCCCCACUGAGACAACUUUGGACAGCUCCUAGUGGUUCUGCCAGAAGGGAAGCUCUCUUUUGGCACACAUGGUUGAGCUGCCUGCCUAGAGACUACAAGUGGCUAUAGACAGGCCCAGGGGUCCUACUGGCCCCUGUUCCAGUCUCGGCUGUCCUCAUAUGCAAGGCAUACGGUUAAUAUGUUCACUCCUGACCUGAGAGGAGCUCUCUGUUUUCAGCCAGUGAGCUGAGAGGAGCAGGAGGGCAACAACGUGUCUUCAGUGGUAGCCAGGUACAACUGGCGAAAAGGGAACUUAGCAUGAGUACAUUAUAAAAUGUUAAAAUUAAUGUAAGGCAAUUGUUUUCAAUCCAGUUCUGAGGAAAUGUGAAAACUAUUUAGCUGUAACUAUGAUUUUUAUUUUUUUUUUUAAAAAAGACCUUUACUAAGAAUACAUUCAUCCCUAUAAAUAAAUAACACACAGCAUUGCUGAAUAUACUUACCAGUACCUCUUAACUGACCAUUGUGGAUUGAUGCAUGCUAGUACUUUUGAUUUUGAAGUCAGUUGGUGUACAAAAGGAGAAAUUGAAGGAGCCUGGUAAUAAGUCAUAAAAUAGUGCUAAGGUAUCUGAGUAGCCCCAUUUUUUAAAUGGCCGUGUUUUAUUAUUAAUAGUUUGAAUCAUCUGUGAGUAUGACCUAUUGGAAUAAAUUUGCCUACUAAUGUAGAUGAAUGAGGAAGAAGAAUGUCUUAUAACAUGGACUUUUCUGCCUUACUGAAUAAAUGUUCAGGCUUUCUGUAGUGGACUCUGAUGGCAGGUCCUCACAUGUAACCGGCUUAUGCAAAGUUCUUUUUUUGUUUUUCCCCUAAAGCUAGCAAAUAAAGCUUGGAAACAUAUCGACAAACCAAAGAAGUUUGUUAGACAGCAACAAGAGCUUCUCUCUUUCAUUUUGUCGAAAGUGUUUCAGUAAUGUCAAAAACAUUUUGAGAAAAUACUUCAUUUCACAAGUGAAUAGAAAUCCCUUUGGGGAGUAGCAAACAUAUUUCUAAUCAAGUCUUAUUCUAAACUGAUAAGACCAUGCUGGAAGAGGGGCUGAAAUUACCUGAGGUCAGAAAUCUUUUGAAGUGCUCUCUAUAGCAAUAAUUUAUAGUAUGCAUACAGCCUGCAAUAAUGUAUAGCAUGCAUACAGCCUGUGGCACCCGCUUAUUUAGGAGUUGCUAAGUGCAGGCAGACUGUGAAAACCCUCACCUGUUCAAGGCAAACAGAAAAAGAAGAGCUUUAGUCAGAUCUCUCUAUUGCAUUCAUCAGAAAAGGAAUGAACUUCAUGCUUGUUCAGCUCUUGAUCUCUAGUGUAAUAGGCAAUACCAUGAAGAGUAGUGAUUUUUGAGCUAUUUGAUCUCUAGAAAAAAAUCAUCAGCCUGUAGCGUAUAAACCUCUACUCAGACUUAGCUCAUCAGCCACAUUCAUUAAUUUUCAAUUGGUAACCUAGAAACUGCAGGAUGGUUUUCCAUGACAAAAUAUAAGUCUCUUAAACGGCUGUGCUUUCUAGCAUGAAAUACGGUGUUAUUUAUUUACUACUGUUUCUUCCUCAAAAGAAAUGAGGAACGCAUUUCAAUUAAACUGUCUUUUAGGGUGUAAUAUCAGAGUAUUUAUCUCCUUUUAUAACUGCUGAAAAUAAAUAAACAUGGCUUUUAUCCUCACACAGAGUAGCCUGGACUGUGGAGAAACUGUGAAAAGUUCCUUGAUUAUAGGAACAGAUCCAGCACUGGAACAUUUCAUUUUUCCAUACUUCAUCCAAAUAUUUGUGACUCUUUCCAAACCAACUUGUUUCACAGCUUGUGUAUAUUAGAAUCCUUUACCUUUCACCACUGACAACUGGUCAGGGCUAUGCUUUGUUAGCAGAAAGUAAUAACUGUGCACACCACCGAGGUGGCAAAACUUUAAAAUCAAAGGGUGUGAGGUUUGAUAUAUUAAUUCUGAAAAUGUAAAGUCUUGAAAUCCAUACAGGGUGCUGUGUUUGUUCUUGAUAUUCUAAAUAAACGCUCUUCGCUUUUUAUUUUAGAUAAAGGUGUGUGUUAUACUGGAAACAUGUACAGGCACAUGGUGAAGUAAAAGUCCAAGAACACUGUCAAAUUGGUUGUAGCAACUGGAAGUCUGUCCAUUCCCACACCCUUACAGGCCAGUGAAAGGUGACAGAUGAAGCUGCUGUGUAUUCAGCAGUUAUUGAAAUGGCAUGUGCUUUGAAAGGUAAAUAUUACAAUCCCAAGGUGAAGGGUUUCUCCUAAAGAAAAUGGAGGUUCCACUUUACGAAGAUGCUUUUAGUAUCUUCACAUGCGUACGCAGUUUGAUGGAUUUUUAUGGAUAUGGUUAAAACAGAUAUGAAAGGAACUAAUAUUUAAGUAUGAUGAAUUAUGAUUAAAACAUUUUAAAAUGUUGAUAUUGAUAUGCAUGUUGCAAGUUGUAAUGGAGAAUAGAAUUCCUUUUUAAGUAAAUGAAGGCUUAAAAUCCAAUAUGCUAUUUAAGAUGAAGGAGUUAAUCUUUUUAAAUCCAAUGAAAGUCCCAAAGAAGGGUUAAGGUUUCAUUUUUUUCCUUGAGUACAGAAAUCCUCAUGAGGUUAAACAGAUUUACCUCAUUCUGUUCUUACAGUCCUGAGACUGUUAAGAGAGUGGAUACAUUUUACAGUAGUGUUUUUUUUUUCUCUAACAGUAUUUGACAUAACUGAAGUUAACCCUCAUUUUUAAUAUGGGCUGCAUGUUGUUUUCAAUCUUUUUAUGAUUGUAUGACAGCUAGACUGCAGCACACAUAGAAAACAGCACAAAAUUAAUCAAUUGACUUGGCAGUUUGAUACCAGUAACAAAACUAACAGUUUCGGUUAAACGUUUAUUCCUAUUGUGGCUCCUAUAUCUAAAACAGAAAAAAAAUAUAUAAAAUAGAGCUGUCCUCAUUGAUGUUAAUUGUUGCAUUUCCUGAGUUUCUGUAGAUGACAGGAUGUGACAGGAGAUAUUUAUGUUCUAGAACUGAUUUUUGUAAGUUGAACUGAUUUAAGAUGGUUACAAGGAAAAAUCAGACAACGCAGAAAAAAUCUAUUAUGACUUUCUACUCAAGUAUGACAUAUGCUCACUCCUUUUCACUGCUUUGAGGUUUAUUUCCUUCUUUGAAAAACACAAUUUUAGAAGGAAAGUUUCUGAAAUCUAAUGAAAAUGAUAAGGUAAGAAAUCAACAAAAAAAUAAUAAUCAAAUCUGUAACCUUUAGAAAGAUUGGGAGAAUUUAGGAGACUUUUAGCACAUAGCAGUGGGUCAUGCUGAGUGCAGUACAGCUUCCCAGAACAUUCAAAAUCUAAUUUUAUCAAAGCUGGGAACAAGAUCUUGUGUUUAAUGCAACUUAGAGCUCUAUGGUGUUCCAUGGCAAUAGGCUCAGAAGUGCUCAGUCCAUUUUCCCUAACAGGGCUUUAAGAACCAAGAGCCCAGCUAAAGUGCAUUGUGCAAUCUAGUGCUCAAAAAAUACGUACAAUGCAUCAUAAUUGUUACCAUACAAUUCUGCAGCCUGAUAUUGCUAAAAAUAUGAUGUAAGAGUAUUUCAGAGCUGAUCAGGUCAAAUUCGGGAUAAUAAGAGCAGUGUUUGCAUUUAUGAUGCAUAAAAAUACGUAGGUGCUCCCAUUUCUAUAUCCAAUUACAAUUCAGCAAAGUUCUGUGAGAAAAGUCCUCUCUUAGUACAAUUUUUGUGUAAGUUAUGGAAAUUUAAAAUAAACUAAUAAAUGUCUGCUUCAGACAUUUUUUUUUUCAGAGAAAGACACAAAGGAAAAGAUACUGUGUAUUCCUAUGACUGUAUCUUUGUAUGAUAAGUGGUUGGUCAUUUAAAUCAUGUUUGAAAACUUACUGCUUCAUAAGAUUAAUGAUUUAUAUACUGUAACAUUAUAAUUAAAUAAACUGUUAAGAAAAGUGUUAAAUCUCCUUCAGAAUCACCAAACUACUUUUUUUCUAAAACUACAUAGUUAUCAUUUUAAGUAAGCAUAAAAUUAGAAUAAAAAUGUCAAUGUUAGUAAUUUAUAUUAGUUAUUUUAUCGAAUUGUACUAGCUAAUAGUGUUGAUGUGGAGCUAAUAAAUACUAGUCUUUUGAAACUUGCUGUAAAUAAAUUUCUAUAUUUCCUUUGUAAUUUCAAGCUUGACCCUUAUGUUCUAAGCACAGGUAGUAAGGUAAAACUCCAGUUUUGUAACUCAUCAGAGCAGUGGCACAGUGGCGUGGUGGCAGCCUCACAUAGCUGAGGGUGCUCAACCUCACAUAGUUGAGGGUAUCUAAUAAUCCUGAGGCUCUUUUAUUUCAAAGGAAGUGUACACAAACUUCCUACGUAUUUGUCCUAUGGUUGUCCAAGUUCUCACCCUUUUCCUGUCAGUAAUUACUGUGUAAGAAGGGGCUAGAAUGGAAGAAAACAAAGCAUUAUGGGAGAAAGCAGAAAUGAGGAUGUUCUUGCUGGAGGAGUGCCCUACUGAGUCCUGUGAGCCCACUCCUGGCUCUUCUUCUUAGUCCUUAAAGCAUGAGUUGUUUCUGUGCAGGAGCUCAGCUUGAAGAGGAAGAGUACGACAGGCCGUGUCUACUGCAGCCUAUGGGAGGAACUUAGCUAAGGUCUUCCAUUCCCUGGCUGAUUCGGUAGGUAGGAAGCUGUAUGAAACAACUAUGGUUGCAGAAACAGCUGGGAUGUCAUUUGCCAGUGAAAAGCCUGAUCCAACUCAGUGAUUUGAAUACCACUGUGUCUGUAGACUCAGACUGGGAUCCUUCAUACUAGAUGUCAAAGGGAAAGUGGCCAUCCUGACUUCCAACACAUACUCUGAUAUCACAUCCCAGCAUGGUGUACCGACAGGGAUACAUCUUUAUCUCAGCAGUCCUGUGCUCUAGCCCAGUUCCCCAGGAAUGUGUGAGUAUUUGAAAUGUCUAUUGGGUUGCUGUACUUCCACAUUAAAUAAUGCAGUCUGAGAAGCUGAUGUGUAGUUUCUACUUCUGGGGUCUGCAGCCUAUCUUGUAGGUGGGAUUUGGAACUAACCCUUAGUAUCAGACUUACAAAGCUGUUUAGGGGAUUAACUUCUACUGAGCAUUUGGGCUUUAAAGGAAAUAAGCCUUCUUCCACUUGUGCUGGGGAGUAGUCACUGAGGCAGUGUUAGCUGGUGUAGAUAAGUACCAUUGAUUUGAACUUUUACAUAGCUCAGUGACACAGAAGGUUUAGAGGAACAAGCUAUGAAGAUAAAAAAAGAAAAUAAACAGAGUCCUGAAUCCCGAAGGUCUUUAUGGUUACACCAAAAAUAAAAUAAAAUAAAAUAAAAUAAAAAACAGAAAUCAAUCUGAUACUGAGAUCAGUCCUUUGAAAUCCUUUCUUUUUCUGAAGUCUGUUUUCUUAUUUGAAUCUUUCAGGAGUAAGCAGCCACCUACCUAUGAUCAAACUAAGAUCCGAAGAGCAGGUGGAUUGUUUACUUGUGUUGCACGGUUGUUAAAACUAAUUAUUUCUGUCAGUCAUUACAAAAUGUAAGGUACCUCACAGAAAAGGUGCCUGGGAAUUUAAGGCAGGUGGGAUUGGAUGGAGGAUUAAGUGUUAAACUACUCUUCCUAAAGUGGGAGUUUGGAGAAGUCCAGGUUAUUCCAUUCCUCGUUGGACCCAGGCCUUGUAGCAGACUGAUUCCUAACCGGUGCAUUGUUUAACCCGAAGAUGCACAGCCAAGGAAGAUGAAAAGACAAGCAGAACAGUCACUAUCAUGAAUAUAUUACAGGGUCGGGGAAGCUCUUUAAGUUGUAGGAACAUAUUUGAGAUAAAGAAAGGAAGAUAUAGUAACAAGAGUUGAUGUAGUAAACUACUGUUCUAACUUGCACCGUCUUUCAUAGACAGUGGGUUUAGUACUCUCCCUGUUGAUCCAAAGUCUGGCGACUGCCUCUCCUGUGUUAAAAUAAACAAAAUGAAAAAUGUCUGCUUCAGACUUUUUAUUUCAGAGACAGAUUUGAAAUGUUUUUUUUUCUCUGAUUUCUUUUUCAAAAGUGAUAUGAGUUUAAGCUCUUUAAUGACUUAGUGUUCCUAUUAAUCUGACAGGUACUAAAAGUACCACAAUUGAAUUUUCCUUUGUACAUGAGGCUUAAACAGCUGCCUUUUUCACCCAGCAUAAACCAUGACUGCAGAACAUGAUUUUUGAUUAUUAUGGAAAAGAAACCUAGUUUUCCUUUUCUUAAAAUCUCGUAGGUUCAUUUUCUAGUUGCACAGAAAGUAGUUACCCAAUGACUCAAGACACUGUUGUUUAAUGGAAAAAUACUUUCUUAUCUUUAUUUCCUUUCAGUAGAGUUUCUAAGGCUUUAAAACAACAACAAAAAAAGACAGUUCAGAUUGCGUUCUGAGCUAUCUUCUGUCCGUAGCUGUGUCAUGUUUCUUCCUUGAUUUUUUUCUCCCUUUUAACUAUUUGAGCAAGUAAAACGGGAUUAAAUAGCACAGUAACAGUUCGAGAUGAAAUAUCCGAGUUACAGUUGAUUAAUUUUACCCAAAAAGAAAGUAACAGUUUCCAAAAGAGAAAGGCAAGUCUAUAGGAAAUGUUGAAAUUAAACACAAAUAAACAAUAGAUUAUAUUAUUCUGCACUGGAAAGGCUAUUUACAUAAUCCAUACUCAGUCACAGCAAACAGACUCUCACUAGGUCCCAUCCUCCUGGACUCAUAAAACAUUUAAAGAGAUUUAAUAUCACAUUUCAAAUGACACUUCUGGAGGUUUUUCUUGUGCAUAACUUGUUUUUAAACCACGGAGAAUAUUGAUGAGGUAUGAAUUGUUUUUGGUUUUUAUUUGUAUCAGUCUCAUGUUCAGCUGCUGUUCACUGAUAUUACAAUGAUACAAAAAAAUGAAACUGUUGUUUUGGGUUUGUUUUAUGAAAAAAAAAUACUGUUCUUAUUAUGUUAUGUGUAAUGUGAUUUUCCAUGUGGACUAUCUUGAUAGAAGUAAUAUGUCUAUGGAAUUUGAAUUAAACUAGAUUAAAUAUCUGCAAAGUUGUGCACUAUAGAUUUUUUUUUUCUUCCUCAAAUCUCAAAAAUAAGCAAUUAUUUUGAAAAAAGAAAAAAAAAAAAAAAAAGAAAUGCAUGCAGACAAGCUA
Molecule: messenger RNA, 11439 nt
Organism: Numida meleagris (helmeted guineafowl)
Lineage: Eukaryota; Metazoa; Chordata; Aves; Galliformes; Numididae
Gene: DOK6
Product: docking protein 6
Exons: 8
Coding region: 341-1336 (331 amino acids)
Biological process (GO): positive regulation of MAPK cascade; cell surface receptor protein tyrosine kinase signaling pathway
Cellular component (GO): cytoplasm
Source: RefSeq, a predicted model, not a curated record